GCCCCACCACCCCACGACGACCUUAUUUCUGAUAUAAACAUUCAAAUAACAAAACAACCAAAGAUCUUACUGUGAUCGCGCAUAUUCAAUCUAAUUAUUUUUGAUAUCGCCAAGUGUUCCAUCUGAACCCCAAAUAUUUAACUAUAUAAUAAGUGUUGGCAAUUUAACAAGAAACAAGAUAGAAUGGCUACUAUAGCCCCCCCACCAUCGAAGCGACAGCGUCGAGAAGCUUUAGAACGUACUCAGAUCCAACAAGAUGUCACCCCACCGGUUAUUGAAGCAGGAUCAUUCAAAGCUCGAUUCAUAGAUAAUGAUGGGAACCAACUGGCCGAAACAAUAGAGGUUCCCCUUGCUGAUGCGACGGAGAAGAAUGUGUCUCUAUUGCUCAACACUUUGCUGGGAAGGGAACGUGAAGAAUUUACGCCAUAUCGCUUUCGUAUACAUGUACCUGGUUCCGACAUAGUAAUUGAUAACUACCCGACGCCUUCCGAAUUUCUCGCAGUCCUUCGCAAGCAUGGCGUCGAGAACCCCUUUGAAACAACGAUCACGUUAGCUGCGGAGCCCCAGGCAGUCUUCAAAGUACAGGCUGUGACGCGCAUGUCAAAUAAGAUACCGGGACAUGGAGAAGCUAUCCUAGCAGUGCAGUUCUCUCCCAAGACGAGCGGUCUUCUUGCGACUGGAUCCGGCGACAAUACGGCGAGAUUAUGGAAUACAGACAGUGGAACACCCAAAUUCACUCUCAAGGGCCACACUGGUUGGGUCUUGGCAUUGGCAUGGCGUCCUGAUGGGCAGAAUUUGGCAACUGGUAGUAUGGAUAAGACAGUUCGAAUGUGGGAUGAGUCAGGCCAGGCUGUCGGCAGACCAUUCAGUGGCCAUAGCAAAUGGAUUACCAGUAUAACAUGGCAGCCAUUUCACCUAUGGCGUGACGACACGCCAAAACUAGCUAGUGCCAGCAAAGAUGCUACCAUUCGGAUCUGGAUUGCGAACACUGGCAUAACUGAGCAUGUACUCUCAGGGCAUAAAGGUAGUGUGAGCUGUGUUAGAUGGGGUGGGACGGAUCUGAUAUACAGUGCCAGCCAAGAUAAGACCGUCAAGGUGUGGGAUGCCGUCAACGGAACCUUGAAGCAUACGCUUGCGUCACACGCACAUUGGGUGAACCACUUAGCGCUCUCUACAGAUUUCGUGCUUCGAACAGCAUUCUACGACCAUACAAAGAAUGUCCCGGUGUCCACAGAGGAGAAGCGGGCUAAGGCGAAGGAGCGAUUUGAGAAGGCAGCAAGGCAGCAAGGCAAGAUAACGGAACGGAUCGUCUCAGCUAGUGACGACUUUACCAUGUAUCUCUGGGACCCCGCGGAGGGCACCAAGCCGUUGGCGCGAAUGCUAGGGCACCAGAAACAAGUCAACCACGUUUCCUUCUCGCCCGAUGGGAAUCUGAUAGCCAGCGCUGGUUGGGAUAACCACAUUAAGAUAUGGGGCCGGUAAGUCAUCAACUCUGUAUCUCCCUCUGCAAGAUCCGGUGUCGUUCUAGUGUACGAUUCCGCAUUACCGGAUAGAGUGACGCCUAAGGCAUGUUGAAAGCUGCUAAUAUG
Molecule: messenger RNA, 1589 nt
Organism: Hypoxylon fragiforme
Lineage: Eukaryota; Fungi; Ascomycota; Sordariomycetes; Xylariales; Hypoxylaceae
Product: YVTN repeat-like/Quino protein amine dehydrogenase
Exons: 3
Coding region: 184-1482 (432 amino acids)
Biological process (GO): ribosomal large subunit assembly
Cellular component (GO): nucleolus
Molecular function (GO): protein binding
Source: RefSeq, a predicted model, not a curated record